CCUAAGCUAGCUUCCUAGACAGCGACGAGGGGAAGGAAGGGAACAAAAGGGUACAUUUUUAAAAGACACAUUGAUCACCCCGGAAAGAGUGAACAGUCAACCAGAAGAAGAGAUGGCACACCUACGAGACAUGCAGAAUCAGAACUCCAGGUUGGAUCCUGAGGAGUACUUCACCAAGCAAGAGCGCAUUGGCAAGGGCUCCUUUGGGGAGGUCUACAAAGGCAUCAACAACCGCACCAAGGAGGUGGUGGCCAUAAAAAUCAUCGACCUCGAAGAGGCGGAGGAUGAGAUCGAAGACAUUCAGCAGGAAAUCACAGUACUGAGCCAGUGUGACAGUUCCUAUGUGACCAAGUAUUAUGGCUCGUACCUCAAGGGGACCAAGCUGUGGAUUAUCAUGGAGUAUUUAGGCGGAGGAUCUGCUCUGGAUCUGCUGCGUCCAGGACCUCUCGAAGAGACGUACAUUGCUACGAUACUGCGGGAAAUCCUGAAGGGGCUGGAAUAUUUGCACUUGGAAAGGAAAAUUCACAGAGACAUUAAAGCUGCCAAUGUGCUGUUGUCCGAACAGGGUGAAGUGAAGCUGGCUGAUUUCGGGGUGGCGGGACAGUUGACUGACACUCAGAUUAAGAGGAACACCUUUGUGGGCACACCUUUUUGGAUGGCGCCCGAAGUCAUCAAGCAGUCGGCCUAUGACUUCAAGGCUGACAUUUGGUCUCUCGGAAUCACAGCCAUUGAGCUGGCCAAAGGCGAACCCCCCAACUCGGAUUUACACCCCAUGAGGGUCCUCUUUCUUAUCCCCAAAAACACUCCCCCCACCCUGGAAGGAUCUUACAGCAAACCUUUUAAAGAGUUUGUGGAGGCUUGUCUAAAUAAAGACCCUCGUUUUAGGCCGACAGCCAAAGAGCUGCUGAAGCACAAGUUCAUCACGCGCUACACCAAGAAAACAUCCUACCUGACUGAACUGAUCGAUCGCUACCGCCGCUGGAAGUCCGAGGGUCACGGGGAGGAGUCCAGCUCGGACGACUCUGAUAUGGAUCCUGAUAGCGAUGUGGAUUCAUGCCCCAUGUGGACCUUCCCUACAGUCAGACCAAACUCUUUGAAUAAGUUACAGAAGGGCUACACACAUACUGACUCAGAGUCAGGAGAUUCUAUGAAAAGGCAACCCAAGUCACAGUGCUUGUCAGCUUUGGUCACGCCCAUCUUCAGAGAGUUAAAAGAGAAGCGGCGAGCGAGCGGCGGCGGAGUCGGCGCCAUCGAAGAGCUGGAGAACGCCUUUAACCUGGCAGAGGAAUCCUGUCCGGGCAUCUCCGACCGCCUUGUCACCCACAUGAUGGAGAGAGUGUGCAGGUUUUCUUUAAACGGCAACACCACGCCAUCUUCACGAUGAAUGUUUAACCCCACCCAACAAAUCAGACAGAGACCUCAGCAGCCCCCCCCCCCCCCCCCCGUUCUGCUUUUACAACCUACCCAAUCGUCAUCCCCUCCCCCAGAGAUCUUUUAUGUAGUUAUUAAAUAUUUUUACAAAUUUUCUUUGAGAGCGGAGAGUAUUUAAGACAAAGAAAGCCUCAGAAGUUAGCACGUCGGGUAUUCCUGUUAGACUGAAACAGUGUAAUAAACUC
Molecule: messenger RNA, 1616 nt
Organism: Syngnathus typhle (broad-nosed pipefish)
Lineage: Eukaryota; Metazoa; Chordata; Actinopteri; Syngnathiformes; Syngnathidae
Product: serine/threonine-protein kinase 25-like
Exons: 11
Coding region: 113-1384 (423 amino acids)
Biological process (GO): protein phosphorylation
Molecular function (GO): ATP binding; protein kinase activity
Source: RefSeq, a predicted model, not a curated record